Naegleria lovaniensis is the source of this 714-nucleotide messenger RNA. RefSeq lists its product as uncharacterized. The coding region runs from base 1 to 714 and encodes 237 amino acids. The record is from RefSeq and is a predicted model, not a curated record. Gene Ontology annotation, biological process: nuclear protein quality control by the ubiquitin-proteasome system; proteasome localization. The transcript is spliced from 2 exons. NCBI's taxonomy places the organism in Eukaryota, Heterolobosea, Eutetramitea, Acrasida, Naegleriidae. Gene Ontology annotation, cellular component: nucleus.
AUGUCAGAUGCAUCGGCUUCCUCUAGCACACCCACUCAACCCGAAGUGGAAUCAUCACCAGCAAAAAAGAGAAAAUCAACGUCGGCAGCAUCGGGAUCAUCUGCAAAGAAAAAAACAAAACAAGUGAAUUUAGCCAAGAAAUUACAUUCAUUGGAAAAGGAACAAAUUAUUGUUUUGAUUACGGAGCAACUACCACAUAGAUUCCCAGAAAAGUAUGGAGAAAUUGAAGCAGAUGUGUUGACUGUGUGUCCUGAUCAAAAUAUUAAUAACGUCGUGAAUGAAUUGAACAUUUUGCAUCGUAACAUUCAAAAGGCUUUUCCGCGUGCAAAAUAUGGAUCCAAUCGAGAUGAUUAUGCAUUUAAACGAGUCAAGCCAUGUUUGACAGCUUUCAAAAAAGGAGUCAGUGAAAAAAUUAAGGAAGUGAAGGAUGGUCAAAACUGGCAUUUAAUGUGUGACUUUCUUAACAAGCUUUUGAAGCUCGUGGAAGAUUUACCAGAUUUUGACACUGCAAAAAACAACAAAACCAAGACUGCACUUUUUAAACAAUGUGCCACCAAUUAUGAAGCAAUGCUCAAAGCUAGAGAUUGUGAUUUAUCAGGCGACGAGCUGGAUAGUAUUAGUGCAGCAAUUACUGAUAGUGGCCAAAACACAAAUUCAGAUUUUGCAGAUGUUAUUGAGAGACUCAAAAAGAAGAAGGAAGCAUUGGAAAAGUAG